This is a messenger RNA of Hipposideros armiger (great roundleaf bat), 1714 nucleotides long. Its product is annotated as solute carrier family 52, riboflavin transporter, member 3-like. Gene Ontology annotation, biological process: riboflavin transport. Gene Ontology annotation, cellular component: plasma membrane. Gene Ontology annotation, molecular function: riboflavin transmembrane transporter activity. The transcript is spliced from 2 exons. The coding region runs from base 184 to 672 and encodes 162 amino acids. The record is from RefSeq and is a predicted model, not a curated record. NCBI's taxonomy places the organism in Eukaryota, Metazoa, Chordata, Mammalia, Chiroptera, Hipposideridae.
CCCAAGCCCUAAUACCACCAGGAGGACUGACACUCCACAGGUACCCGGCGUCACCCAGAGCUGGGAGAUAACAGCACUCCUGUGUCUGGACUCAUCGGGACAGCCCUCACCACAGGCCAUCUGGAAAGCCGCUACCUCCCAGCCAACUUCCCGCCCUGGGUUUUCUUCCUGCUGCUUGCCUUCAUGAUGGCUGGCUGCCUCGUCGCCUUCUUUCUCCUCCAUCGUUACCCCAGGCACUGGAAAACCUCCACAGAAGACCUCCUCACCUCCCAGGUCACCCUCUACUCCAUCCGGCCACUGAAAGAGGACCUGGGCCUCCCCGGCCCAGUGGACAGCAGUAAGGGCCAGGGGCAUCUGGAGAAGAAAGCGGGCCCCCACCGCCCGGCCCACCUGAUCUUCAUCUAUGUCCUGGUGGCCUUCGUGAAUGCUCUCACCAACGGCGUGCUGCCCUCUGUGCAGACCUACUCCUGCCUGUCCUACGGGCCUGUCGCCUACCACCUGGCCGCCACCCUCAGCUCCAUGGCCAACCCGCUAGCCUGCUUCUUCUCCAUGUUCCUGCCUAACAGGUCUACCCCCAAACUGGCCCUGGGAAGCUCUGGGUGGGGGUGUACUUCAUUCCAGAAGCCAGACUUCCAAACCCCACCACCAUCAGGCUAUAUGUGUAGCAGUUAAGAAUAUGGUUCCUGAGGCUUAGCUGCCUGGGUUCAAAUCCUGGCUCUGCUACUUACUAGCUGUGUGAUAUUGGACAAGUCAUUUUACUUCUCUUUGCCUCAGGGAUUGUUACCUGGAAAAUGGGGAAAAUCAUAGUUCUACCACCUCGGGUUGCUGGGAGUAUGAGAUGAGCUAAUUUUGUAAAGUUUUCAGAGUGGUGCCUGGUGCACAGCAGAUCUAGUGCGUCUACCGUCACUGCCAUUGGCCCAUGAAAAGCAACAACCAGGCAGGAACUGAGGUUCCCAUUUACAAAUGGAAACCCUGAGGCUUAGAGAAAGGGCUGGCCCUGGUCUAAUUCCCAGGACUUCAGCCCUGCCCUCCUGCCUGUAGGACACACUGGCUCCCUUACAGCUGCAGUUCUAGAGGAAUGGCGCUUGGCAAAUUGAUAAAAUGCAGAUUGAGCCAGCCUAGGCUGGGACCUGGGAUUUCAAAUUUUAAUAAGCAACCUAAGUGGUUCUGACAGAAGGACUUCAGACCCCCGUAGGAGAAAGGCCCACCUUGGGGGUCAUGAAACUUUAGGUCCCACAGCCGCCCAUCUACCCCUCUGCCUGCAUGACCUCACUGGCCUCACAGACCUGAGUAUACCCACGUCCCUCAGCCCUGCCCACCCUGAUCUGCCACACCUACCUCCCCAAGCCCUGGGAGGAGGGAGAAUGAGCAUAGGAGAGUUAGACAGAAAAUGUCAGUUUGCCAGAAAGCUGAAUUUUCUCCCUUGGGGCUUAAAAACUGUGGAGGGAGGCUGGAGGCUCUGAGGAAGCAGGACCAGAGACCACAGGCCUGUGAAAUCUGAGAUGCCCAGAAUGUUAGAAAUACAGAAUCUGAGAGUCAGGGGAUCUGAAAACCUUGGAGCAAGAAAAGCUGAGAGGCAGGGGCAGACCCUCCACUCUCACCCAGGACACAAGCCAGCCUUGAUGUUCUGAAGAGUAUGGACAGGAAGACCCCGGGGGCAAAGACUUCGAAUGAAGGACAGUGUCCUCAAUUGUCAGACCUGAGUCUACCUGGG